AUGUAUCAUAAAAGGCCAUUUAUAGGUAUCCAGAUAAGUGGGUACUUUGACUCCUUGGGGCACUUUUUGAGUGUCAAAAAGGAGUUCCACUCCUUUUGUGAUUCAAUUAGGAGACAACAACAAGAGGUUAAACAGCAAAAGGAGAGCAUUAAGCACCUUGAAAGAGAAAAUAAACAAAUAAGAGACGACUUACAGGCCGAAUAUAAUGAACGAAAUCAACAAAUACAAAAAUUAAGGAAAAUUAUUGCAAAUCUCAAACAAAACAGUCAAUCAAAAGAACAAGAAGUUAAUAAAGUAAACAAACUCAAGAGAAAACUUUCAAGUCUGAAUGAAACUAAAGAAGAAUUAUUGGUACACAUAAAUAGGGAUAAAAUCGCGACUCCAAAACUUGAUGACAUUCAAAAUGAAAUCGAAGAGUUAAAGAAAACUUAUAGACCUAAUAAUUGCAUUUAG
Molecule: messenger RNA, 453 nt
Organism: Trichomonas vaginalis G3
Lineage: Eukaryota; Parabasalia; Trichomonadida; Trichomonadidae
Exons: 1
Coding region: 1-453 (150 amino acids)
Source: RefSeq, a predicted model, not a curated record